This is a messenger RNA of Varroa destructor (honeybee mite), 2513 nucleotides long. RefSeq lists its product as uncharacterized. Lineage: Eukaryota; Metazoa; Arthropoda; Arachnida; Mesostigmata; Varroidae. Gene Ontology annotation, cellular component: nucleus. Gene Ontology annotation, biological process: negative regulation of DNA-templated transcription. The record is from RefSeq and is a predicted model, not a curated record.
UCCGAAAUUAAGAAAAUCGUACAUGUCUUUGGACGCACCAUCAAGAUCUAUCUCGCAUCAAUUGCACUUGUCAUGCCUCUUUUGUUACAAAAUUCCCUUAUCCUUCCACAAUAAUUUUUCUACACGUUGUUAAGAAAGUUGCGCCAAAGACAUCGUGAACACAGUGAAUGGUUUAGAUUUAUGAUUUAUUAAUUAUCUAUUUCAUUAAAGGCAAGUCACGGUAUAUUUAAAAAUUGCUACAAUUCUCCUGAACCUAAUUAUAUACGCAUUUAGCUAAAAAAAAUAAAGAUAAAAGCUUGCAGCCAACACGUAAGGAAACCCGAUUGUCCUCGUUCUUAGCAAGCAAAACACCUGAAACAUAUCUACGCCAAGUCGAUUUCUUAGAUCAUUACGCUGUAAUGUGUGAACGACAUUAUCGUGCGUUGAACUCUCUUCCUCAUGAAUACGAACCUAGACAUUCACCGCGUUGCGGAAGCCUGCGGAAGAAGAACUUCGUAUGGCAGCCCGAGGUCUGGCAACCAUUAGCGCUUGUGCCCGCGUUGAAGUUUAGAAGCGCUGAAGUAUCGGAUAGAAAAUCAAGUCGGACGGGAUACCGUCUGCCAUCAAAAAAAAACUCGUUAGAUCUAUUGCUGUUGCUGCUGCUGCUGCUGCUACCCGUGUUGUUCUUUUCGUUUUCGGGAAUUCAACCGUGUCAUCUGAUUACUGCGACGAAGGAAUUUAAUGGCGUCCGAGAUAGCUAAGUACUGUCCAAUAUCAAUACGAUUGCAAAAUACAAGAAAAAUGUCAUUUGAACAGAGCUAUUGCGAAUGUUGGCAGGUAUCGUGUUAGUGAACUUGUAUGUGGCAGUUAGCAUUUAGUUUUUGCCGAGUUCUGUGCAUGCCGAAAACGGAUAUGGCUAGUCGAACACACCCAAGAGGUCGGCCGUCCAAUGAUGAGCUAUUGCAGCGGGGAGCGCGCGAGGUUUUAGGUUGGCUCGAACGUGUGGAAACACAACAUUUACACUUAGUGGUGGAGUAUAACGCCAAAAUGAGGGAUAUGGCUAGAGCCGUGGAACAGCAUCGUCAGGAAGUCGUUCAACUCAAGGAGCUUAUUUACCCUCGUAUACCGGCGCAGCGCAAUGCGAAAUUUCAGAGCGAGAAUGAAGAGCUACGGAAUAUGUGCUGUUUUUUGGACGACGAACGUGAACGAGCGCAUAAGCUGGUUACUGAAUGGAGGCGAUUCGGUCGAUAUACGGCAUCAAUUCUUAGCCACGAACUCAAUUCUUAUCAUACCAAGCUCAAUCAGCUUGAAAGUCGCCAGAAUCGCAUACUCAGUGGGAGUGGUUUCAGAUGGGAGCCAACCAAUGCGAAGCCCGAUCUCCUAGAAGCGACACCGGCCAGCACACAAAACCAAUCCAAGGACCACUCGGAUAAGGAAGAUAGUUCGUCAGAAGCAACUUCUUCUAGCGCCACUGCUACGCAAACAAGACAAGCAAUGUCUUCGACCGAAUUGACGCCUACCAUAUCUGCAGAAUCGGUAGGAAGCGGAACAACGCAGUCGCACGAAUCAGACCAGAGGCGAAGCAUCGCAGAUAACGUUGCGGACGCAUUUAAGGUUCUUGAGUUGCAUGAACAACUCGAAUGUGACCCGAUGUCUGAUAGAGAAAAAGCUCUGAUACGAGAUAUGUGUAACGUUGUGUGGAAUAAACUUGAACAGCAUUACAGCCCCACUAUUCAACAGAUAGCAGCUAGUGAAGGCGAUACGGAAAAUCAGCGUCAACCAGCUAGUUUAGCCGUGGCAUUGGAGUCAAAACCUACUUCGCCAGUCGCAGGUGUAAGCGGGACUUAGCAAGGCUUACCAAAGAGUUGUACCCAGAAUUAUGCACGAUGUUGUAGUCAAUAGUUGCUUAAGAGUCACAAUCUUAUUUCAUAGAACAUUCACUGGAAAUAAUGUGAAUAAAAGACUGUACUUACUUUCCAAUCUACUUUUCUUCUUUGCUAAAGAAAUAUUGCGGUUAAAAUUGACUCAUGUGACUAUAUAUUAAAUAAAGUAUAAAUAUUAUCAACCUAAAUAAAUGCAUCUUUUGGGCAUGCAUGGCAUAUGCGGAAAUUGGAAAUAUCGUCAGGUAUCAUUGAAUGUUGUGAUAUUGGUCUAUUUCCUAAUCGGCCAGUAAAAUGGUGCAGAACUGUGUUAAUGGUUAAGAAUCACCUGCAGGAAUUUAUCGGUUAGGCAUGAUAUGUUCAUUAACAUAGUUAUUGAAAGCAUAAAAAUCAUGAUGAUACCAUAAGAGCUCUUGUUAGAGUACCAUAUCCUAAACUAUAUACCACAAAACGGGUGCCAUAUCGUGAAAGAGUACUUGUAUGUCCAGUUGUUUAUUGGUCUACGAUCGGAUAAGUGCUCUCCUCGAUCUUGCAUUUAAUAAAUAAAUUAUAUUAUUUACAAAUUCUUGGUAUGAGGUUUGCAAUAUUGUUAAAAGAGGCAUAUUAAAAAUUAUUAAUGCAAGUGAUCGAUAAACCACAAGACGUCGACUGUUA